Dendronephthya gigantea is the source of this 2656-nucleotide messenger RNA. RefSeq names its product bicaudal D-related protein homolog. Lineage: Eukaryota; Metazoa; Cnidaria; Anthozoa; Malacalcyonacea; Nephtheidae. The transcript has 13 exons. The record is from RefSeq and is a predicted model, not a curated record. The coding region runs from base 380 to 2317 and encodes 645 amino acids.
AACGCGUAUUUUGGGGAUUUCACUGUGGUAUCCUUUGCCAAGGCAUCUGUUUUUUAUUUGGGACUUCGAAACAGGAUAUUGAUAAUGAAUAGUGUCAGUAAAUCAUUUUUAGAUGCGUUGUCAGCUAUUGGAGAAAGACAUCCGUUGAUGUACAUUAAAUGUGAUAUGAUUUGAAGGAUUAUUAGCUGUACAAAGUCUUAAUGUUGCAAGGUGUUGAUGAAGAGGCUCUAAAAUCAACAGGGAUCAAGGAAACAUUGAAACCUGAGAGUUGCCACGCCAUCUAAACCAGCGUUAGAACGCGGUGAAAAGGACAAGGAAGUGAGUUGGUUUCUUAAUCUUAAAAAGGAAAAGCAACCCGAGGAGGCAUUGUUGUAAAGAAAUGCACGGAGAUAAUGAACAGACAUUAAAAAGGCGAAGAACGGACUCAAAUUUACCAGACAAUGAAGCAAAACUUAUGGUAGAAUCUAAUGGCGUCCAUAGUACGGCUACAACACAAAUGGCCGACUUGAAAAAAUCUCUCGAGGACGUCAAUAACAAUACGGAAUCGACUGAAGAGGACGUUUAUACCCAACUCAAAAACGCUGAGAGUGAUUUGGCUCUUGCUAAAGAUAUCGGUGAAGCUUUAUUGGCAGAAAAUAUUGAAUUAAGAGAGAAAUAUGAAUGUCUGCUGGAAGAACACGCUAGUCAAGUUGAGGUGUUACAACAAGAGAAACACGAUCUUCAGCUCAAGCGAAAGAGAGUGGAAAGUAUCCAGGAAGAAAGGAUCAGAGAAUUAAAUGUCGACUUACAAAACCUUCAAAAUAAACUGGACGUAUUUCAAGAAAACUCGCUGGAUGAUAAAGAGGCAAGGAGAGAAAGUGUUUAUGAACUGACCGAAGAGAAUUCAAAACUCAAUUCUGAGUUGAAUAAGGUAAACACUUCAAAUAAAGAAUUAUUGCAAGAGAUCAACAGACUGCAAGGAAUGCAGCGAGGCAGAAGUUUAAAUGAAAGUUUUGAUUCUGAAGGUUUUAAUGAAGCAGAUGCUCUUCAACAAAGGUUGUUGAUCCUAGAAGACGAACGUAGUUCAUUAAACGCGAGUGUUCAUCAACUUGUGUCUGAGAAGAAUGAAGCUGGAAAAGAAGUUAAUCUUCUCACACAGAAAGUUAUAACACUCACCGAGGAACUGGCUGAUAGCAAGAGCGAGUUAUCUUUAUGUGAAGAAGAAUUGAAUACUUGCAAGAAAGAAAAUAUUAAACUUCAUCAACAACUUGAUGAAUUUAAAUUACAAACGUCUCAACAAAUGGCUUUGAAUGGUUCAAUUUUUUCUGAAAUAUCCGUAUUGGAGAACGAGUCUGAUUUUAGUUUGAAGUUAGCUGCCUCACCAAGCUGUAAGAAAUUGAUGGGAGUAGGAAGUUUACACGGGACACCCAAGCCACUGGCAACAUCGUCCUCAACAAAUCUUUUGAACAGACAACACGAUCUUCAACCAUUGAGACUGGAUAUAUCAAGCGACAGUAGCGUAGGGGAUGAAGAUAAUGGUGAUUUUAGUUUGGAUGAAGAUGAUUGUUCCAUCCUCAAAGAACAAGGAUAUUUCGCACAGUUUGAGGAAGAACAAAAGAUUAAUGUCGAGCUGCGUAAAGAGAUGUGUGCUGUUUGUCAUCAGCUACUUCAAGCUUGCAGAUUAUUAACCAACAACAAAUACGAAUCAAAACAGACCUGGGAGAUGGAUGUGGAUGAACUGUUUGAGAAAGACGAGACAGGAGCUGGAACACUGACCAUGAUUUCUGCUGAAGUGAUUGGGUUGCUGAAGGAAUAUCUGGAAAAACAGCAAAAUGAGGUCGACACUUUGUCAAAGGAGGAACAAGAAUAUAUGGAAGAAAAAAUGCUUUCACUGGAGAGUCAAGUUGAAGAUCUUACAACGGAAUGUUUUGAAGCGAAAAAACAACUCUCGUCUUUGGCUGUUCAGCUGGAAGAAUCAAGAACGAAAAUCAGCGAGAAUGAUGAAGAAAAAACAAAUCUUUCAAACAAGAUAACUGACCUGGAAAGCGAAAUUACGACGAUGAAGAAUAAGUACGGCCAUAUCAAGGCCUGUCGAUCAAAAAGCGUUGUGGAAGAGUUAGAAAAGGCGAGGCGUGAUGUGCAAAAAUUAGACAAUCAACUUAUCAUGGCCGUUAACCAGAAAGUAAAGCUUUCUGAACAACUCGAGCAAUGGCAGUACGAUAUGGCUAAUGUUAUCGAAGAACAAGUUCAGAAACAAUUGAGUGCAAAUAACGACCGAGAAAAGAAGAAGAAAUCAAGAUUGCCUUUUUUAAAGAAAGGAGGAUGGGCGUGGACAUAGAAUGUGAUACCCAUGUAUACCUUUAUUAUCCUUAGUAUCAUGCAAGAAAACACGUCAUCCAUUCACUUAUCUUCGCCGGUUCUCUGGGCAAUUUUUCUUGUAGUAUUAGUGGUAUUUUAGGAAAAGGAUAUUUGUAAAAAAGAGAGCCCAAUUUCUAUAAAAAAAGAUUUCUAAAAACAAAGAUUAUCAUGGGAAAUAAUAUAUACAAUUACUGAAUGUAGUUUAUUUAUUGAAAACAGAAAUUAAUGAUUAAACCUUUCAUGUACAGUUGGAAAUAAUUAGGAGGAAGUAGACUUGAAUUUAAAUUUUUAAUUUAUAACAUAUUGUAUUAUAAUAAUA